Molecule: messenger RNA, 1228 nt
Organism: Linum tenue
Lineage: Eukaryota; Viridiplantae; Streptophyta; Magnoliopsida; Malpighiales; Linaceae
Source: the annotation of a GenBank genome assembly
AAAAAGUCCCUCGUUUUUUACUGUUUGGCUGGCCCUUUUCUCCUUUAUCAUCUGGCCGGCCCAAAUCAUCACCAGCGUCUUCCCCGUGAUUUCUCUUCCCUACCCGCAAUUGGCGAAGUCUCUGUCGGCUUCGUAGCAGAUUUCCUGUCGAAUCCUCCCCUUUUUCUCCCCUUCUUCCCCCUUUUCACUCUCCCACUUAGACCCAAUAAACACUUGCCACCUUCGCUUCCGUUCCGUGUUUCCCUCUCUCUCUCUCUCCCAUUCUCCCUCACGCACAAGCGACGCCAACCACGUCUCUUUUCAGUGCCGGAAGGCGGAGAUGAAUCAGGAGAUGACCGGGGUGGAGGCGGAGGCCCACGGGCGGCGAGACGGCGGCGGCGCCGUCCCGGCGGACAGCAUAGACUACGUGUUCAAGGUCGUGGUGAUUGGCGACUCGGCGGUGGGGAAGACUCAGCUGCUGGCCCGAUUCACCAAGAACGAGUUCUGCUUCGACUCCAAAUCCACAAUUGGGGUCGAGUUCCAGACCCGCACCGUCAGCAUAAAGGGCAAGGUCAUCAAGGCCCAGAUCUGGGACACCGCCGGCCAGGAAAGGUACCGGGCUGUGACGAGCGCAUACUACAGGGGAGCGCUGGGAGCGAUGCUGGUGUACGACAUCACGAAGCGGCCGACGUUCGACCACGUGGCGAGGUGGGUGGAGGAGCUCCGUGCGCACGCCGACAGCUCCAUCGUCAUCAUGCUCAUUGGCAACAAGGCCGACCUGGCCGCCGACCACCGCGCCGUCACGACGGAGGACGCCGUCGAGUUCGCCGAGGAGCAGGGGCUCUUCUUCUCCGAGGCCUCCGCAUUGAGCGGGGACAACGUGGACAAGGCCUUCUUCCGGGUGCUGGAGCACAUCUACGCCGCCGUGUCGAAGAAGUCGCUGGAUUCCUCCGCCGAUCCGGCCAAGGCCAACGGCGGGGCGCUGCAGGGGGAAAAGAUCGACGUGAUUUCGGGAGCGGAUAUGGAGAUCAGCGAGCUGAAGAAGUUGUCUUCCUGCUCUUCUUGUUGAUGAUCUUUUUUCUGUGAAGGAGUUGGUUUUUUGCCAUUUGCCAUGGUCAAAUUGUAAUCAAUGUUCCACAUCUGUGAUGUUUUUUUUUUAUUUGGAUUGUAUAUAAACCCUGUCCUGGACUUUUGGAAUAUUGCAAAUUAUCCCUCAAUUAAUUAUAGGAAUUAAAAUUCCCAAAACUAA